Helicoverpa zea (corn earworm) is the source of this 1923-nucleotide messenger RNA. Its product is annotated as myb-like protein AA. The transcript is spliced from 3 exons. Gene Ontology annotation, cellular component: cytoplasm. Gene Ontology annotation, biological process: cell surface receptor protein tyrosine kinase signaling pathway. The coding region runs from base 268 to 1896 and encodes 542 amino acids. The record is from RefSeq and is a predicted model, not a curated record. NCBI's taxonomy places the organism in Eukaryota, Metazoa, Arthropoda, Insecta, Lepidoptera, Noctuidae.
AGUCGUAUUUUCAAUUUUCAUCUUCUUCUUCUCAACUUUUUAUCUCAUAAUAUUUUUGAACAAUUCGUCGACUCUCACAGAGUACUUUAUAUACAAAGGUGGUUCUAGAUGAUUAAAAAAAUGACAACUGUUUAUUUACAAUAAAGUGUUUAUUGAAAAGAGAUAAAAACGCUAAUAUGCUUAGACCUGAAUGUUCGUGGUUAAUGAGUAUGGGAUUAUUUUGAUUAGAAGAGGUCACCCAUUUAUGGCAAUCUAUUUGUUGAUGUAAUGGGGUGCUUACACAGCAAGAAAGAAACUUCAGAUUUGCAUCCUAAUGUGUUUCGUGUUGUAAAUAUAGAUGAGAGUGGUGCAGACUUAUGUUCUGGGCAAUUAGAGAUUACAGAGUCUGAUAUAAUAUUGUAUAGAGAAGGAAGAGACUCUACUAUAUGGCCUUUACACUCAUUAAGAAGAUAUGGAUUCGAAGGGGAUAUAUUUAGUUUUGAAUCAGGAAGAAGAUGUGAGACGGGAGAAGGCAUAUAUGCAUUCAGAUGUCGAAGAGCUUCCCUUCUAUUUAGAACACUUCAACAACAAAUACAAUUAAGGAAUGUUAUUCAUGACUCUGUACCGUAUCCUGUAUCCCGUUUGACGCCAUCACCUCAGGGCAGGCAAACAUUGCAGGCAAGUGUUGUCCAUCGCUCAUCUAUAGAUAAUGGCCAGCCAGACAAUGUGCGCCCUGCUGUUAACAACAACAUCCCAAAUAUCAUAUCAAACACAGUAGUUCCACGUAAUGUGACCCAGUCACCUAGAUCUCCAUCGAGUGCAGAUAUUUUAGAGGUUAUGCCUCUAUAUCCCCGUUCACAAUCCAGUACCAAUCAAGUCACUAAUGUCUACCAGUUAAGAGAUUUUAAGAGAGAACCCAAUAAUAACCAAGGUGAGGUGCCUGAAAAUCGUGCAGCAGAAAUUCGUCAUGUUUACUCCAAUGAUAUAAAUAGAGAUUUAGCUAUCCUACGUAAUACCUUGCGACAAGAGACAGCUUUGAAUACCAUGAGAGACAUAGAAGAUGAGACUAGAUUCCUUGAAAGUAGAUAUUUGAAUGAUAAUAUAUCACAUAAACAAGUAAACAGUCCCUUGUCACCAACAUUGAGUAACUCGAGUGAACACUAUGCACAGUUGAGCCUAGAGCAACAGGAACAGCAAGAUCAACAGCAGCAGCAGCAGCAGCAACAACAACCACCACCACAGGUACAACAGGACUCUGCGCGACUGUAUAUGAACAUUGUACCUAAUGAUGCCAGCUAUCCAGACGCCAGUAAAAGCGACACAGUUCCGACCACUCCUCUGACGCCGAAACAAGUCGAAUAUUGCAACUUAAGUGUUGGCAACAAACCAGAAAUAAACACAUAUGCAAAUUUAUCGCUCGGCGAUUUGGGAGACAAUGUGAAAAACGCUAAACAAAUAUUAAGUUUUUCUGCUCCUACUGAACACAAUCAGAAGUUUUCAGAGUCUGAUACUUUUACAUCAAUGUCACCUGUCGAGGAGUUGGAAGUGAACUACGCAAUAUUAGAUAUAGAUUCUAAUAAAGACAUUGUCAAAAUGACACGAGAUUUAACUUCUCCUGAGAGUCAGUCCUACAACAGUUCUAAAAACGAAAGUGUGGCUUCGUGUUCGUCGCAGCCUCGGGGACGCCUCGUGUCGCAGUGCAGUGUGGAGAAAGUGGGCCUCGCCAACAACCCCGGCACGGCACCUUCUGCUGCUAUCGGUUACACAACUAUCGACUUUGACAAGACCGUCGCACUGACGUCCGUGGCCGCCGGCACAGACUGCGACGUCGACGGCACACGCAAGAACAGACAUAAUUCUUGUAAUAUCAUUUGCGGGAGUCCAGCCAGUAAUGAUAAAAACAAAUUAAAUAGUUAAAUGCGCAUUUUAACUUAUCCACAGUUA